Messenger RNA from Acyrthosiphon pisum (pea aphid), 577 nucleotides. RefSeq lists its product as uncharacterized. Bases 107 to 541 code for a protein of 144 amino acids. Gene Ontology annotation, molecular function: DNA binding. The record is from RefSeq and is a predicted model, not a curated record. NCBI's taxonomy places the organism in Eukaryota, Metazoa, Arthropoda, Insecta, Hemiptera, Aphididae. The transcript has a single exon.
ACUUCUUUACAGAUCUUUAUCUAAUAUUCCUAAUAUUGAACAAGAAGACGAAGACGUAAAUAUUACUGAUAAUGAUGAUGAUAAUUUAACUGAGAAUCAAAAUAUUAUGGAAUCCAGCACGUCUCUCAACGAUUCUCAUCAAACAGUACACUCGCCUCCUACAACUUCUAAAACAAAAAAAACAAAAUUUGAUAGAGUUUCUGAUUUACUAAUUGAGAAUAAAGAUGCAAGAAUAAAACUUAUUGAGACGUUAAACAACAAGAAGAUGUAUUGCGAGGAAGAUGAUAUAGACACUUUUUAUAAAAGCAUAGCAAUGUCAGUUAAACGCCUGCCGCCAUCAUUAAGAGCUGAAGCGAAGAUGCAACACCUUCAAAUACUUAGUAACCUGGAAAUGAAAAAUAUUCAAAAUGAACAUCAACAGUUAGCUUAUUCUCAACCUCCAAGACAGAUAGAUAACGCAACCAUUCAAACUUUUAAUCCUACUUCUUUCGAAAGUUAUCCACCUGCAGCACACCAACAACAAGGAUAUUAUCAAUUAUAAGCAUAAAAAUAUUAAAACAUUUUUAUUUUACUUAAA